AUGAAUCAAUUGAUGGUGAGGUCUGUGUUUAGACAUGCGAUCACCGGCAGUAAGUAUAGUCGCUACAUAUCGUCGGCCGCGGCGUCGCCGUUGUCGGCGGUUGCCGUUGUGACGUCUUCUGAUGAGGCCGUGGUGGUGAGAGGCCAGGGUUUGGGGUUCCUCGGUGGGGCCCCUUGGAGUUGGAGGACGAUGAGCACGGCGGCGGAGCCGGAGGCGAGGAAGGUUGAGAAAGAGAGUAGUACAGCGGUGCCGGGGAAGAAGAAGAACGAGGAGAGCGGCGAAGUUGUGGUGUCGAGCUAUUGGGGCAUUUCGAGGCCCAAGAUUACCAGGGAGGACGGGACUGAGUGGCCUUGGAACUGUUUCAUGCCAUGGGAAACUUAUCAGUCAGACUUGUCAAUAGACCUGAAAAAGCACCAUGUGCCAAAGAAUUUUACUGAUAAAUUUGCUUACAGGACAGUGAAACUCCUUAGAAUACCUACAGAUAUAUUUUUCCAGCGUCGGUAUGGAUGUCGUGCAAUGAUGCUGGAAACUGUGGCAGCUGUUCCUGGUAUGGUGGGAGGGAUGCUGCUGCACCUUAGGUCUCUGCGGAAGUUUCAGCAGAGUGGUGGUUGGAUCAAAGCAUUGCUUGAAGAAGCUGAGAAUGAGAGGAUGCACCUGAUGACUAUGGUGGAGCUUGUGAAACCCAAAUGGUAUGAGAGGCUACUGGUUCUCACUGUGCAGGGAGUCUUUUUUAAUUCCUUCUUUGUUCUGUACCUGCUCUCCCCAAAACUGGCACAUAGAAUUGUUGGUUAUCUGGAGGAGGAGGCAAUUCANCUUUUCUAA
This is a messenger RNA of Ilex paraguariensis (yerba mate), 822 nucleotides long. Lineage: Eukaryota; Viridiplantae; Streptophyta; Magnoliopsida; Aquifoliales; Aquifoliaceae. The record is from the annotation of a GenBank genome assembly.